AUGAAUGAAUCGUUGGAGAAAGCAAACAGGUGUUCCCUUCCCAUGGCUCAUGGUAUUGCACUGAUCACAAUCAACGGUAUCGUCUGCGUUUUGGGAUCACUUGGAAACUUACUCGUUUGUUUGGCCAUUGCUACAAAUUCCCGCCUACGCCGAGCCUCUUACUACCUUUUAUUCAGCUUGGCGAUCGCUGAUCUAAUCGUCACUUUGAUAUGCGAGCCUCUCCUUUUGGGAGUCAUCAGCUCGAUGGCAUUCUUCAACGAGUGCGCAGCUAGCCUACACGUUGCGUACUUCAUUUCAUUCCAUCUCUCAUGUACCACCUCUGUCUUGCAUAUGGUCGCAAUCAGUCUUGAUCGUUUCGUUGCCGUUGUGUUUCCACUGCAACACAGAAAAUUCAUCGAGGGAUGUGCACUUAAAGUUAUGCUCACACUAUCAUGGUCUAUUCCGAUUCUUGCUCCCGCUUUGAGGUACAUCGUUCCGCGUGCUGUUUUUCCCGGCUCAUUCAUUAAAUUUCUGAGAAUGACAACUUUUGCCGUCAGCUAUUUCUUUAUUUUCUUUUUCUACAUUCUGAUCGUGGCAUUUUUGCUCCACCAAAGGAAGGCAAGAAAGCAGCUAGGGACUCGAACAGUUUCUGUGAAAUUUACUUCCCGAAUGGAGGUGCGUGUUGCUUACACACUGGCAGUCGCAAUGGGCGCGUUCACUGCUUGCUGGAUUCCUCUGAUCAUUGCAAUGGGUUUUUUCACUGGAAAACCUUUUGUAAAACAGAACAUUCAUCUACUCAUGUGGCUCCGAACUCUGGCUCUGUCAAACUCAGCCAUGAACUUUCUGAUUUACUCUGCUAAAAUCCGGGAAUUCAAGGAGGCAUUCGUUAGCAUCAUACGAAAGAUGCUCCGCUUGUAG
Porites evermanni is the source of this 897-nucleotide messenger RNA. The record is from the annotation of a GenBank genome assembly. Lineage: Eukaryota; Metazoa; Cnidaria; Anthozoa; Scleractinia; Poritidae.